Molecule: messenger RNA, 2714 nt
Organism: Hibiscus syriacus
Lineage: Eukaryota; Viridiplantae; Streptophyta; Magnoliopsida; Malvales; Malvaceae
Product: kinesin-like protein KIN-13A
Exons: 12
Coding region: 16-2589 (857 amino acids)
Biological process (GO): microtubule-based movement
Molecular function (GO): ATP binding; microtubule motor activity; microtubule binding
Source: RefSeq, a predicted model, not a curated record
UGCGAGGGUGGCCAAAUGCAUCGCAGCAAUGCAGCCGCGACGGCGCUUUACGAUCACUCCGGCGGCGAGCCAUUGUGCAACGGUGAUUCCGCUUCUGGCAGUGGUGAUGCCGAUGAUGCAGUUAUGGCGCUGUGGUCGCGGUCUGCUGGUUUGCGGCAGCUUGCGUCUCCCUCGGCUUCCACGGACAUCGACGAAAGCCUCCUUUCCAAUCUCCUCAUGCAGGGUUAUGGAGCACAAUCUGAAGAAGAGAAGAAGAGGCUUGUCACGUUAAUGAGGAACCUUAGUUUUAAUAGGGAAUUUAGAUCAGAGCCAUGCAUUCCUCAAAGUGUUGGAGGGCAAGCUACAUCUGAUAGCUUCUAUUCUCCAGAGUCCAGAGGGAAUUUUGGAUUUGGGCUUCUGGAUCUUCAUGCAUGUGACUCUACCAUUCUUUUGUUGCAGCAUGUUAACUCGGAACCUUUUAAAUCAUCACCAUUCAUGCCUGAUGUGAACAAAGAGUUUGGAAAUGAAUCUAGUACCAGUCAGCAGCAAAAAGAGCAAGGUGAUGCAGAUGCCUUAUGCUCUGCCAAUGAAAAGGAUAUCAGCUUGAGGGAAAAUAAUGUUGCUAAGAUUAAAGUUGUGGUACGUAAAAGACCAUUAAACAAGGAGGAGAUUUCUCGGAAGGAGGAUGACAUAGUUACCGUGAGAGAGAAUGUUUUGACGGUCCAUGAACCAAAGCUGAAGGUGGACUUGACAGCAUACGUUGAGAAGCAUGAUUUCUGUUUUGACGCUGUUCUGGAUGAGCAUGCAACCAACGAUGAGGUUUAUCGUGAAACUGUUGAGCCAAUAAUUCCCAUAAUCUUUCAGCGAACAAAAGCCACUUGUUUUUCUUAUGGGCAAACAGGUAGCGGUAAGACGUUCACACUGAAACCAUUACCACUCAGAGCUGCCCAAGAUCUUGUUAGAUACUUGCACCAACCAGUUUAUAGCAAUCAGAAAUUUAAACUGUGGCUUGGCUUUUAUGAGAUAUAUGGCGGAAAACUCUAUGACCUUCUGAGUGAAAGAAAGAGACUUAUUAUGAGGGAAGAUGGGAAACAAUGCGUCUGCAUUGUUGGACUGCAAGAAUUUGAGGUCUCGGACGUGCAAAUCGUGAAGGAAUACAUCGAGAGGGGAAAUGCUGCUAGAAGCACAGGAUCUACUGGUGCAAAUGAGGAAUCUUCAAGGUCACAUGCUAUUUUACAACUUGUCAUCAAGAAGCACUCUAAGGCGAAGGUGUCCAAGCGGAACAAUGACAGGAAGGAGUCUAAAGCCGGGAAGGUUGUCGGAAAGAUUUCUUUUAUUGAUCUUGCUGGCAGUGAAAGAGGUGCAGACACCACUGACAGUGACAGGCAAACUAGGAUUGAGGGUGCUGAAAUUAAUAAGAGCCUUUUGGCUCUUAAGGAGUGCAUUCGUGCUCUGGACAAUGAGAAGCUCCAUAUACCAUUCCGAGGGAGCAAACUUACUGAAGUGCUCCGUGACUCUUUUGUCGGCCAUUCGAGGACAGUUAUGAUCUCCUGUAUUUCUCCGAAUGCCGGUUCAUGUGAACACACUCUCAAUACUCUGAGAUAUGCUGAUAGGGUUAAAAGUCUUUCAAAAAGUGGUAAUCUCAAAAGAGAUCCGGCCGUAAUUUCUUCACCACCAAGUAAUAAGGAAUCAUCAUCUUUCUCAGCUACCUCGGAUGUAGAUGAUGUUUACGAGCAGACGCAGGAAGUAAAAGUCGUCGAUACAGGUCGAAGGAUUACAGAGAAAGAUGCUUGUACCUUCGACUUCAGCAAACAACCCUCAUCUUUUUCGUCAAGUCGAUUUUUAGGUGGGAGGGAGAAAAAUGGAACGGGUUCUGGACCAACAGAUAGGGAGAGAGUUGAAGGGAGUAAUAAUUCCUAUGGUGGUUCAGCAUGUCAAAGAACUUGCUCAUUAAGUUCUCAAAAUUCAAUUGAUAUAGAAGAGAAAGUGCACAAGGUGUCACCACCGUGUCGAAAAGUGACUCGAGAAGAAAAUUCUGAGAAGAUGGAGGAGAACUGGGCCAAGACUGAUGGAGGAGAAUCUGAUAUGUCUGCUACAAAAUCAAGGCAGGCGAAUGAUGUUAAUUAUAUCAGCUCGAGUAAUGUUGGACAUAGACAAUGUUAUCCCGAGCCUCCUACGGAUGGGAAUAUCAAAGCAAUACUCGAUGUGGGAGAUCAAAACGGUUCAUUAUUUUUUAUUUUGGUAACAUCUCUCUGGAUUUUCUUCAUUUCGCUUAUGCUUUUGGUUUGUGGCAGGAGAAAGAGGCUUAUCAACAUUCUUCGUUGUCAUGAUCCUCAUGAACUACCAAAACACGCGUCGAUAAGUUCGCGAUAUCAUUCUUUUUUUUCACAAUUAAUAUGUUCGUUGUGUUUUGCGUCUUUAAUUCAGGAAAUGAAGCUUUUGGCUGAGGCGGACCAACCAGGCAGCCAGAUUGACAGCUAUGUUACCAAGCUGAGUUUCGUGCUUUCACGCAAGGCCGCCAGUCUGGUGAGCCUUCAAGCUCGCCUCGCCAGGUUCCAGCAUCGACUGAAAGAGGAGGAGAUACUGAAUCCGAAGAGAGUUCCUCGUUAACGCACUGCCGCUUUCAUUAACAGAUAAAUUCUCUUACACGAAUCUACUCGGUUCUGGCAGUCUGAUGCAUGGGAGCUGUUUUAGGGGUCUCCAAGACGGAACUCGGCAAUUAAAAAAAUCUCUGG